CCGUGGGCUAUAUGGAGCUUUGAUGGAAGAAUGGUUUAUGAGAGCAUCAUCGAAGCCACGGAGGAGUUUGAUGCCAAAUAUUGCAUCGGCGUGGGAGGACAAGGCAGUGUCUACAAGGCCCAGUUGCAAACAGGGGAGAUUGUUGCUGUAAAGAAACUUAACGACUCACCAGACAUCGAAAUGGCCAGUCAAAAAGCAUUGGAAAGGGAGAUCCGUGCUUUAACCGGAACUCGGCAUCGGAAUAUUGUCAAGCUCUAUGGAUUUUGCUCGAGUUCUCGACAUUCAUUUUUGGUGUACGAGUUCUUUCAAUUUGGCAGCUUGAAGGACGUAUUGAACAAUGAACAGAGAAUAACAACAUUUGAUUGGAAUAAGAGAGUGAAUGUUAUUAAAGGUGUGGCUAAUGCUUUAUCCUACAUGCACCAUGAAUGCUCACCUCCUGUUAUUCAUAGGGACAUAUCGAGCAAGAACAUUUUAUUGGAUGAGGAAUACGAAGCUCACGUCUCUGAUUUUGGCACGGCUAAGGUUCUGCAACCUUAUUUAUCCAAUUGGACAUCAUUUGCUGGAACCUUUGGAUAUACAGCUCCAGAGCUCGCAUACACGAUGGAAGCGAAGGAGAAAUGUGAUGUUUAUAGUUUCGGAGUGGUGACAUUAGAAGUGAUCAUGGGAAGACAUCCGGGCGAUCUUGUAUCAUCUCUCGCAUCCUCGUCUUCAGCUUCAUCAAGCAAUUCAACAACUUCACAUUGGCCACUACAACAAGUUUUAGAUAAAAGAGUUCCAUACCCAAUAGGCGACGUGUUAGGACAAGUGGCUUUCAUUGUGAAGAUGGCACUUUCAUGCUUAAAUCCGAAACAAGAGCAUCGUCCAAGCAUGCAGCAAGUAUCUCAAGCAAUAUCUGCUCAUAGUUCGAUCAGGAUAAGCUCGUCAGAGGACAUAAAAUUGGAAGAGCUAGUUGAUCCUAGAUGCUUCAGCUAA
Rhodamnia argentea is the source of this 972-nucleotide messenger RNA. RefSeq names its product MDIS1-interacting receptor like kinase 2-like. Gene Ontology annotation, biological process: protein phosphorylation. The transcript has 2 exons. Lineage: Eukaryota; Viridiplantae; Streptophyta; Magnoliopsida; Myrtales; Myrtaceae. The coding region runs from base 31 to 972 and encodes 313 amino acids. The record is from RefSeq and is a predicted model, not a curated record. Gene Ontology annotation, molecular function: ATP binding; protein kinase activity.